Diaporthe citri is the source of this 2175-nucleotide messenger RNA. RefSeq lists its product as uncharacterized. NCBI's taxonomy places the organism in Eukaryota, Fungi, Ascomycota, Sordariomycetes, Diaporthales, Diaporthaceae. Gene Ontology annotation, molecular function: carboxypeptidase activity. The record is from RefSeq and is a predicted model, not a curated record. The transcript is spliced from 4 exons. The coding region runs from base 1 to 2175 and encodes 724 amino acids.
AUGGCACCAAGCAAGACAUAUCGGCCAACGCCUGGCCUCAGCUACCUCAUGGCCGUCACCGGUGCUCUCGCCUGCCAGCGAGACUUCGACAGUCCUUCUGGGGCCAACCACCUGCGCCAUACUCAGCCGGUCAUCAAAGCGCGGCAGGAUAGCCCCCUGCCUGUCCUGUCAGAGGCAGAGAGUCUGCUGGUAAACUCGUUCGACAACACGUCGAUUGAUAGCUGGUCGUACUACUACACGCACGGCUACCACGUCGCAGGCAGCAACAGGACCAUGGCUCAGUGGACGGCGGACCAGUGGUCGUCGUUCGGCGUCCCCUCGUCCCAGGCCGAGUACUGGGCAUUCCUCAACUACCCAGUCUCCCAGUCGGUCUCAUUGGAACUCCCCAACGGCAGCAGCUACUCGGCCGUCCUCAUCGAGGAGACGUUGAGCCAGGACGAGACGACGUCGUAUCCCAACAGUGUUCCGGCAUUCCAUGGCCUUUCCUGGAGCGGGCAGGAGUCGGCCGAGUACGUCUACGUCGGACGAGGCCAGCAGGUGGACUUCGAACGCUUGAAGGCUCUUGGUGUCCCUCUGGAGGGCAAGAUUGCCGUGGCCAAGUACGGCGGCCCCUUUCGCGGCCUCAAGGUGAAAAACGCGCAGCACAACGGGAUGAAAGCCGUCGUCAUCUUCACAGACCCGGGGGAUGAUGGUAACGUCACAGAAGCCAACGGGUUCGCGCCCUAUCCUGAAGGCCCUGCGCGGAACCCAACAAGUAUACAGCGCGGCUCGGUCCAGUUCCUCUCGCAACGGCCUGGGGAUCCAACCACGCCCGGGUAUCCGUCCAAGCAGGACUCGCCCAGGGCCGACACAUCCGACGUCACCCCACGGAUCCCGUCGGUGCCUAUCUCUUGGAAAGAUGCUGUGCCAAUUCUCGCUGCGCUGAACGGCUUUGGGGUACCUGGGGCACAGGUCAACCGGUCGGGUUGGGUCGGCGGCCUCAACGUCACGUACAGUACCGGGCCGGCUCCUGGUGCAAUCCUCUCUCUGUCUAACGAAAUGGAGGACACCAUCACUCCAAUCUGGAAUGCUGUCGGAAUCAUCAAUGGCACCGGUCCGGACUACACACUGGUCAUUGGUAACCACAGAGACGCAUGGAUUGUUGGGGGAGCAGCCGACCCAAACUCCGGAUCCGCAGUCAUGGUCGAGCUCUCCAAGGCGUUCGGGAGGCUCUUGUCCACCGGUUGGAGGCCGAGGAGAAACAUUGUCCUCUGCAGCUGGGACGCUGAAGAAUAUGGGCUGUACGGGUCGACCGAGUGGGUCGAGGAAUAUGCUCCCUGGCUUGCGCAGACCGGCGUGGCCUACCUCAAUAUCGACGUUGGCGUGUCGGGACCCCGUCCGAGGUUCUCGUCCACGCCAGAGCUGCACAACAUCACCCAGGACGUCAUGAAGAAGGUGUUGUGGCCACACGUGGGCGUUGGCGAGCUCAAUAGGACCAUGUACGAAGCCUGGUUCGACGAGACUGGAGGCAACGUCGGCGUCUUGGGCAGCGGGUCGGACUACACUGCAUUCGUGCACAACGGCAUCAGCUCGGUUGACGUCGGAUCGUCCGGAGGACCCAACGAUGCCGUCUAUCAAUACCACUCCAACUACGACAGUCAUCACUGGAUGACCGCCUACGGUGACCCAGGAUUUGUCGUCCACAAGGCCAUGGGCCAGUUCCUCACCCUGCUGGCCUAUCACCUCGCGGAUGAUCCCGUCAUCCCCCUCGAGGUUCCAAACUACACGACACAGCUCAGGGCUUAUCUUGAAGAGCUGCGUGCUACGAUUACCGAGGCUGGCAUAGGACUCGACGUGGAGCCUCUGGCGGCUGCUAUCGACACAUUCGGAGAUUCGGCCGACAAAAUAGCCGCACUCGCAGCUGAAGCGACCGUCACGGGGGACGCGGUCCUCGUCGACCAGGUGAACUCAAAGUAUCGUGACUUCCAACGUGGCUUCACCUCGCAGGGCGGCCUACCAGAUCGUGGCUUUUUUAGGCACGUCGUGUUUGCCCCAGGCAUAGACACUGGGUAUGCGCCGGUGAUCUACCCCGGAAUCACCGAGGCGGUUGACGCCGGAAAUGGUUCGCUGGCAUCAUCGGAGUUGCAGAGGACCAUCGCAGCCAUUGAAGCAGCGGCAGCUAUCUUGACCGCAUGA